Messenger RNA from Cyphomyrmex costatus, 1117 nucleotides. RefSeq names its product Zinc/iron regulated transporter-related protein 88E (gene Zip88E). The transcript has 4 exons. Gene Ontology annotation, biological process: zinc ion transmembrane transport. Lineage: Eukaryota; Metazoa; Arthropoda; Insecta; Hymenoptera; Formicidae. Bases 29 to 1117 code for a protein of 362 amino acids. Gene Ontology annotation, molecular function: zinc ion transmembrane transporter activity. The record is from RefSeq and is a predicted model, not a curated record. Gene Ontology annotation, cellular component: plasma membrane.
CGCAGCAAAAUAAAUAAUUAGCGAGACGAUGUUCAGUAACGCUGUGCAAGCGAAAUUGGCAUCGAUGGUACUGAUUGGCGUCGGCAGUUUCGUCGUCGGCAUCGUGCCCGUCUGCUUUAUUUCACGUACUCGUCAACUCCAACAAAAGCUGCUGCUUUCUUGUACCUUGUGCUUCGGCGCUGGCGUUCUCCUAGCCACCGCGAUGCUUCACGUGCUACCGGAAGCACGCCAAGGUUUAUCGGAUUAUUCCGAGCUGGUGUUCUGCUGUGGCUUUCUCGUGCUGUAUUUAAUCGAAGAAUGUGUACAUUAUUUUUAUUGGGACGAAAAUCAUGGGUCCGAUUCGGAUUCUCGUUCUUCCAGAUUCGUAGAUUCUAGGAUCGUGCACGAGCGAGGUUGUUCAAACUAUCCAAAUCAUAGUGUUGGUUACAAUGCCGCCUCGCAAAACAGCAAGAUAUAUAUAUCCGAAGGUGAUGUGAAAUUACCGCUCAAUUACCGACAAAAUCCUUCUGAUAAUGGUGCCAAUAAUGCGUUGGCAUUUACUAGCUAUGGCACGGACGCGACGCGAUGCAACACGUGUCGUUCAAGACCGUCAAACGAAGAAAAUACAUUUUUAUGUCAUGGAAACCAUGACGAACAAUGUACCAAUGCCAAUACUGGUCUCGUUGGUCUCGCUCUUGCUCUCACUAUACAUGCUGUUCUUGAAGGACUUGCGAUAGGACUGCAGGCGAAAAUCGCCGAGGUAUUGUUGUUAACCGGAGCAGUAGCAUCACAUAAGUUUGUCGUCGGCUUCUGUUUGGGGCUGGAAUUAACGGGAGGUAGUAAAUCUGUUCCUAAAUUAAUAUUUGCGAUUUUUCUAUUCGCCAUUGGAUCCGUCAUCGGAAUCGGCAUUGGCAUGUUAAUGUUUCAGGCGGAUACAGAUUGGUCCACGGUGAUAUUGCCAAUUUUGCAAGGUCUGGCAGGCGGGACUUUGCUAUAUGUCACCGUAAGUGAAAUUCUCCCGAGGGAAAGAACGCGAUGGCACAAAAGUUCACGCAGAUUUACGGGCAUUUUACAAUUUCUAUCGGUAAUCGUUGGAUUUAUCGUCAUCUUUCUUCUUAAUAACUACAUAAAGGAGUGA